GUUUCAAUGUAAGAUCGCCAGCUGUUCUCACUCGUGACCCUGUGCUGAGAAACCUUCCGCCACUUUUUUGCCGCAUCGAACUCUUGGUUCUCUUUCACAUUCUUUGUCAUGUUGGAUAACAUUCUAGAUUUAAAUGGUCCAUGGUUUUAUGAGCCCGAUACGAAACGCACUGUACUUCUUCGGGGAGUCAACUUGAGCGGCGGCGCAAAGCUCCCGAACGGCAUUCCAACCCAUGCCAAGGAUGGAUACUGGGUCGAUUAUGAUCGCAACGUCAAUUUUAUCGGUAGACCUAUGCCGCUUGAGGAUGCUGAUGAGCACCUAGGACGUAUCAAGCAGUGGGGAUUUAAUUUCCUUCGCUUCGUCAUUAUAUGGGAAGCUAUAGAACAUGAGGGCCCUGGUAUCUAUGACACUGAUUACAUUGAAUAUAUUAUCCAAUUGCUUUACAAGUGCAAAGAAUAUGAUCUACGAGUAUUUAUUGACCCACAUCAAGAUUGUUGGUCCCGUCAAUGUGGUGGUUCUGGAGCUCCUGGAUGGACACUUAGCUUGGUAGGACUGAAUCCGUCGACUUUUCAGGUAACUGGAGCUGCCAUUGUGCAAAACGUUUACGAGAACCCCGACACAUUCCCAGCCAUGAUUUGGAGCACCAACUAUGGAAAACUAGCAACAUCCACCAUGUUCACAUUGUUUUUCGGUGGCAAAUUGUUUGCACCAAAUUGUAUUGUUGACGACUUGAACAUCCAAGAUUACCUACAACAACACUUUAUUAAUGCAGUCAUGCAAGUGGUCCACAGAAUUCACAAGGAGGAUAGCCACUUGGAGAAUGUCCUAGUCACUGGUUAUGAUACCAUCAACGAACCCAAUGAGGGCUACAUUGAGCUUGCAGAUAUUACCAAAUUUCGGGAUAAAGUAGACGAUCUUAAGAAAGGGUGGACGCCAACGGCGUAUCAAGGAUUUUUACUGGGGUCUGGUAUUGCAACCCAAGUUGAGGAAUGGGACAUGACAUGGUCUGGACCGAAAAAGCAAAAAACCGUCCUAGUCGAUCCUCAAGGUGUGCAAGCUUGGCUCUCGGAGGAGGAUAGAAACCAAGCAGACAAAGUGUUUGGUUGGACACGAUCUUCAAAAUGGCAACCAGGGUGUAUAUGGGCUGCUCAUGGUGUUUGGGACCGCAGUCAACAAACACCCGAAAAACUGAACUACUUUGCAGUUCAUCCCAAAACUGGAGAGCCUAUUGAGUUCAAUCACUUGUGGAUGGACCACAUUCAAAAAUUCGGCGAGGCUAUUCGCAGCGUCCAUAGCGAAGCUAUACUGUUCGUUCAGCCGACUGUACUUUCAUACCCCCCAGAAUUUCCAUCUACAAUGAAACGACUGGCAUAUGUACCACACUGGUACGACGGACUGACACUGGUUCAAAAGACAUGGAAGAAUUAUAAUGUGGAUGUCAUAGGAUUGAAGCGCGGAAAGUAUGGCAAUGGCCCACUCAAGUAUGCUCGAGCACUACGAGUGGGUGAAAAGUCUAUUCGCAAGUGCUUCCAGGAACAACUCGGAACGUUACAACAUGAAGGCCGAGAUCGAGUCGGCGAGUAUCCUUGCCUGCUUGGAGAAAUCGGCAUCCCGUAUGACAUGAAUAGGGUCUCUCCCUCAUCCUCUUCCUCAUACUUCUCGACCAAUUUCAUACAGACUGUUCUUUCUUACCUCUGCCUUGGCGCAUUCCGCACUAGUGAUGACGAGGAAAUGAUCAAUAAUCCAGCCUCGCCCCAAAAUAGAGCCAUGGAUGCAUGCCUCAAUGCUUUAGAAGGAAAUCUAUUGAAUUAUACCCUUUGGACUUAUGUGCCAGACAAUUCACGAAAGUGGGGUGAUAGAUGGUGCGGCGAAGAUUUGAGCUUAUGGCAGCGUGGCCAUGACGGUACCAAUGCAAGAGACAUCCCUGCCAUACAUCGACCCCAUCCUAGAAGGACGGCAGGCGUUCCCAAGAGUAUUGAAAGCAUCCUUGCCACUGAAAAGCAAGCUGCCACCUUUAAAUACUCGUGCAUUCCCACUCUUGACACAAAGCACCCUACCGAGAUCUACGUUCCCGAAACAUACUUUCCUGCUGCACUUACAAGUGUUACUGUUUCUACCGGUACAUGGGAAGUCGGUGAGCAAACAGACAACUACUGGAUCAUUCACUGGCGUCCAGUUUGGAGCGAAGAGGCUUGUACUAUUACGCUUACUGGCGUAACUUUUAACCAAUCUGCUCGAUGAUUUAUAAGAAGAGUCCCCAUUAUUUGUGCAAUAAAGUCUGAGUGUUUUCUUCGAUAUGCUAUUAUGUGUUUGGCAUAUCAUGUCAUGGC
Molecule: messenger RNA, 2330 nt
Organism: Umbelopsis ramanniana AG
Lineage: Eukaryota; Fungi; Mucoromycota; Umbelopsidomycetes; Umbelopsidales; Umbelopsidaceae
Exons: 3
Coding region: 109-2241 (710 amino acids)
Biological process (GO): ergosteryl 3-beta-D-glucoside catabolic process
Molecular function (GO): steryl-beta-glucosidase activity
Source: RefSeq, a predicted model, not a curated record